AUGGGGCUAGCAUCAGCAGGAUGGACACCAGCGGUCGCACUCCCCUCCAUUUAGCGUCCGGCGGAAACUCCUGCGACAUAAUAAACACGCUCUUGGAGGGCGGGGCUAACGAGAAUUCGCUUUCCGGUGAUGGCGAAGCGCCGCUUCACGUGGCAGCGGCGUGCGGUAGCGUUGCUGCGACACAAGCCCUGCUGGCUGCUGGCGCCAGUGUCGACCUCCCGUUUGACAAAGAUGGCUCGUCACCUCUGUCAAUAGCCGCGUUGAACGGGCACGCCGACGUGGCCAAAGUUUUGAUUCGUCACGAAGCGGGUUUGGGCGCGACGGACAGUGAGGGCUCGACUGCUUUGCACCAGGCAGCGUCCAAGAACCAUGCUGUUGUUGUUGACGUGCUUAUCAAGGCUGGGGCGAGUUUGGAAGUGCUGGACAAGUCCUCCAGGACGCCUCUGGUCGUGGCCUUCGACGACUUCGGCAGGCGUGCAAGGAAAGAUGGGCAGACCACUAUAGUUACCCUGUUGAAGCAUGGGGCCAACGCAAAUGUGCAGACCGGCGGUUAUUCACAGCUUUCGUGCGCAGCGCACGCUAACUCCCUUCCAGUAGUUGAAGCCCUCCUCGCCGCUGGUGCGGAGGUAAACGCUGUCCGCAAGUGGACUGGGUGCACGGCACUGCAUGUGUCCUCGGAGCAUCAGCACCCCGCCGUACUGGAGGAACUACUUCGGAACGCGGCGGACACGGAGAUAUACGCAAUGGGUGGCCAGACUCCGUUGCACGUAGCCGCUUACGGUGGCCAUGUGCACCCGAUCAAUUUUCUCAUCGACGGAGGCGCUAUGGUCAGUGCUAAAGAUGAGGACGGCCGGACACCUCUUCACGUUGCUUGUUCGAAACUGGACUGCUCAGCUAUACACGCCCUCCUGAGAAGCGGCUCCGACAUUCAAGCGGUGGACAACAGCCGAUGUUCUCCCCUUCACCACGCAGUGAACCGCAUCGAGCAUUGGGAUUCUGCAGCCGACGUGGCUCACGCAGUGAACCUUUUGUUGAGAUGGGGUGCAGAUGAAAACGCCGUAAACUCACAAGGCAAGACCGCUCGAGAAGUUUUGCAACAAGUCUCGUCCUUUCCUGCUCCGUUCCCGGACGACACGACGCAAGUUCAACGCUUGCUAUCAAAGGCGCCCCAGGACAAAACAUGGCGUCGUCGCGGCUGGCUAGUCUUGGGCCGCACUAGGCCCAACAGGGUAAAGCCGAAAGCGAAGAACGAGGGAGCAAGUACUAGAAGUUCGACACGGAACGUUCGAGCGCGGGAUUCCGCUACUGGGGCAAGGUUCAACGCUGCGGCGACGCUCGAACAGGAAGUAGAAGGGGCCAUUGCACCAAGGGAUAUAUAUGCUUCUGCUGCUGCUGGCUUGAGCAACUUGGUGGCGGCUGUGCUUGGUUUACGCGAGGAAGAUGUAUUCCGGAGUGUCGUGGGGUUCCUGUAAUGUAUGUCCAAGGUGUUGUACUCCUGAUCGGUGAGUGUUUUUUUUUCUGGCGGCAAUAGUAAUGAAGUUACAGGCAAGUGUUGUAUACGUGCAAUUUUAGUCGAGGUUGAUCUCAGAAGGAGGAAAAUGCUAAUUGAUUUUCAGAGUUCAUUCGCAUGGAUGGCCAACUUGGUUAACUUGAUCGGGGUGCGAGCAUACAUGAGUGGAAGGAAGCUGGCGUCCAUGGCGGGUCUCCAAAAUGCAGGUAUCGGUAGUAAAGAAAUAUAUAAUCUUCGAGGGUUGGGUAUGGUAGCGAACC
Molecule: messenger RNA, 1770 nt
Organism: Ectocarpus sp. CCAP 1310/34
Lineage: Eukaryota; Phaeophyceae; Ectocarpales; Ectocarpaceae
Source: the annotation of a GenBank genome assembly